This is a messenger RNA of Sesamum indicum (sesame), 1386 nucleotides long. RefSeq names its product growth-regulating factor 3. Gene Ontology annotation, cellular component: nucleus. Gene Ontology annotation, biological process: regulation of DNA-templated transcription; DNA-templated transcription; developmental process. The record is from RefSeq and is a predicted model, not a curated record. Gene Ontology annotation, molecular function: ATP binding. Lineage: Eukaryota; Viridiplantae; Streptophyta; Magnoliopsida; Lamiales; Pedaliaceae.
ACUCUUUCUUUUUCCUUCUCUCUCUCUCUCAGAGACUCUUUUCUGCUUUUUCCCCCUAUGCAAUGGAAUUCAAUCUGAAGCAAUGGAGAGAUGAGUCAGAAGAAGAAGAGCAUCAAACACCUUCAGCAAAGCUACCAAGAAUUCAACACCACCCACCUGCACUCCCCUUGUUUGUACCUGACUCCAACACCAACCUGUCAGCAUACUCUCCUGAUCCUGCUGCCAAAUUUCCCAGGAUGGGGAGCUACUUCAGCUUGUCGCAAUGGCAGGAGCUUGAACUUCAGGCCCUGAUCUUCAGGCAUAUGAUAGCCGGAGCAGCUGUUCCACCUGAACUCCUCCAUCUUGUCAAGAAAAGCCUCAUCAACACUUCUUCUUCUCAGUAUUAUCUCUCCCACUCUCUUCACCGGUGUUAUCCCUACCAGCCAGCUUUGCUGCAAUCAGGGUAUUGGAGCAGAGCAGCCAUGGAUCCAGAGCCGGGCAGAUGCAGGAGGACGGAUGGGAAGAAGUGGCGGUGCUCGAGGGAUGUGGUGGCCGGUCAGAAGUACUGUGAACGCCACAUGCACCGAGGCCGAAACCGUUCAAGAAAGCCUGUGGAAGCCCCCACAUCCACCACCUCCGCCUACGGCGGCGACGCGGGUGGUGAAACCACCCUCAAAAGUAAUCAUUCCAUUACUGGACAGGGCAUCUCCACCGGCGCUGGUGACCGCCCGCAUUUCACACUUUCGGUCCCUUCGCAGUCCACGGCUCUUCUUCACCUCAACCGAAGGCCUUCGGAUUCCAUUACUGAGACAAAGGCUCCAUUUGAAGCCCAGCAUAAUGUGCAGUACAGUGGCCAAAUGCUUCGACGUUUCCUUGAUGAUUGGCCUAAACCACUUGAUGAGACGGAAAAUGCUGCCAAUUCUGUGGCUUCAGCCACCAACUUGUCCAUCUCGAUGCCUGGAAACCCGUCGUCUGACUUCUCAUUAAAGCUUGGGACGGGCAACAGAGACGAGGCUAGUGCUCAAGUUUUGACUGGUGAAAGGGUAAAACCUCAGCUGAAUUGGAGUACAUCGUGGAGAACUAAUCCAACAGCUCCUAUGGGCGGACCCCUAGCCGAGGCGUUGAGGUCAUCAAUACCCAAUUCAUCACCGACGAGCGUGCUGCAACGAUUGCCAAGAGGUCUUACCUCAGAAGCUAGUUAUGUUAACUCCUAAGUACUCCAUGGCCAUCUUGUGUCUUGUGUUUUCAUUCCCUUUUUUCUGUAAUUUUCUCAAGCUUGUGAAUUAUGUGAUACCCUUUUCUUUUGCCUUGAAAUCUGGGUGGUUUUCUUCCUUCAAUGUUGAGAAAGGCAGAGAAGUGUGCUGUACAAAUUUGCAUGAAGUUUAGUGUACGAAUGAUUCAUGAAUA